UGCCGGAAUGGAUCUUCAGGGAUGACGAUUAGGUGUGGGGAGGAGGACUAAUACGAGCUGGACGACGUCAUUUGACCGCCGUGACGUUGUAGUGCGUCGAGCAGUAAAAAAAAAAAAAGGUAGUCCGUACUAACAAGAGCAUAGCGUAGAGAAAGGGAGGAGAGGGUAGGUAGCAGAGCGGCUUAGAGGAGAAGAGAAACUCGGGGUAGGUAAGUGAUCCUUGCCUUUAGCGGGAUGGGGAAUGAAAGAAGUAUAAAUCUCGUCGGAUAUCCUGUCCAGGUUCGCAACUAUUCUCGUCACUCUCAUCAAUCACCAGUCUACUACUUCUCUUUCUUCUUCUCUUACACCAACAACAAACACCACCGCAAACACUUUCGACUCUUUUUCAUCAUGCUCUUCUCCAAGUCCAUCGCUGCCACCGCUGCCCUCCUCAGCUCCGUCUCGGCUGCUGCCGUCACAAAGCGCGGUGAAACCUGGACCCUCGACGGCGUCGCCCGCGGCUGCAAGCCCGACGACUCGCAGUGCACCUGGGCCUUCAACAUCAACAACCACAAGGACGACCCUGUCUACUGCCGCAUCGUCAUCGAGGCCCAAAACGGCCAGGGCGCCUCCAAGUCCCACGGCGGCCCCGUCUACUGCGGCGACUACCGCCUCGAGUCCAGCUACGACAGCAGCAUGGGUGCCGACAAGGGAUUCACCGUCAUUGGUGUUCUUGACCAGGCUCGCCAGCUCAUUGCCUUCUUUGGCUAUGACGACCAUGAGACUGCCAAUGGCCGCACUGUCACGCCUGAUCACAAGGGCGAUGCCACGCCUUUCCACCAGAAGAACUAAAGAGAUAUAGGCCGUCUUUGCCCUCCCCCUUCUUCUUCUUCUUCUCUUUUUCUACAUUUUUUUUUUAAUUUUUAUCAUGAUGGCACGAUCGAGUUCCCAACUGUGAAUAGUCUUUUUUACUUUGCAAUUGCAUUGGCCUGUAAAGGACAGAGGCUGGAUGCAACGCUGCGAGUAGAGACAACUUUUGUAUUUUAUAAAAAGAUAUAGAAAAACAAUACACUAAAAAUACAUUAU
[Torrubiella] hemipterigena is the source of this 1065-nucleotide messenger RNA. NCBI's taxonomy places the organism in Eukaryota, Fungi, Ascomycota, Sordariomycetes, Hypocreales, Clavicipitaceae. The record is from the annotation of a GenBank genome assembly.